AUGUUUUCGGCAAAUAUGCUCACUUUCCUUCUUCUUGCCGUCACACCGCUACUCGCAAAAGCACAGCACAACCAGCAGACACCACUUAAAGAGCAUGGAUCUGGACUCGUUGUCCCUCUGACGCUGACUGGAGGAAAAACUUACUCUUUCCUGUCUGGGGACCGGCAAUUGAAUCUCGAGGAACUACAGGAUGUCGUGAAAAAGAACAGGAAGAGCUUUCGUCCUCAGAUCGCGUCCAUCAGCAUCCCAAUUGAUGCCGCCCAGCCAGGCAGAAUGACCUUUGGUUACGAAGAAUUCACGAGUCAGCUUUUGUCAGAUGUCGGGUGGGUCGACACGCGUAUCCCAGGUGCAGACAUGCCAACAACUCACAUCGGUGUCCGGAAAGGCGGUAUGAUAUCCAAAGACAUAUUCACCGCUCGUCUGGCACUGGACACGCCUUACAUCUCCCUUCCAAGCGAAAUCUACGACAUCCUUGUCCAAGCCACGAACCCUUCGCCCUGGCGACACGACGGCAGCUAUGGCAACGUUGUGGACUGUGGUGCCUUGGAAACAUUCCCAGAUAUUGUUCUUGGGCUUGGACCAGACGCGGAAGAAAGAGAAGACGGGGAGGACAACGAGGAUAAGGAGAUUGUCAUUACACCAAGGCAAUAUGUGUUGGAAGAUGAGGAGGGGAAAUGUAUACUUUUGGUACACAGAUCCUACCAACGCGGUCGUGAGGAGGCAGUCCUUGGAUGGGCAGCAGUGAGAGGAAAGGUGCUGGUGCUGGACUGGGUCAGUGAGAGGACAGGCUUUGGGAGAGAUGUUGGUUUGGAUACUUGUCAAUCGAUUUCGGAAUGCUCCUCUCUUGCUUGGCCACAAAGCCACAAUCGCCCUUGGUACACCUUUGUUAUUUUGUAA
Messenger RNA from Ascochyta rabiei, 897 nucleotides. RefSeq lists its product as uncharacterized. NCBI's taxonomy places the organism in Eukaryota, Fungi, Ascomycota, Dothideomycetes, Pleosporales, Didymellaceae. The coding region runs from base 1 to 897 and encodes 298 amino acids. The transcript has 3 exons. The record is from RefSeq and is a predicted model, not a curated record.